GACCGGCAGAGAGCGGGAGGUGGCACAUGCAAGGUGUUGUUGUUGUGCUAAGAGAGGACCCAAUGACUUUGUGUUGACAGCAGAAGUGUUCAGGAUACAGCAGGUCUUUUCAGCAAUCCUUCCGUUCAGCCUCAACAAGCAAAAGAGGACGUGUAUCAUCAGGAAAGAUGUUUUUUGUGGCGGGGGCCAAAAAUACAGCAGGAGCAGGCAGAGGAAAUGAAAGAAGGUCAAUCUACCAGAAAUUUCGUGAGGUAGAUUUAUUGGACAAGAAGAAGACAGUGACAGCUCUAAAGCCAGGUGAAGAUCGUGCCAUUCUCCUGGGACUCGGAAUGAUCCUCUCUUCAGUCAUGAUGUACUUUGUCCUGGGGAUCACUAUAUUACGCUCCUAUGCAGACAGUGUGUGGACAGAGGAGGGUGUGUGUGUUGUACUCAACUCCACGGUCACAGCAGACAUGAACUGUUCCUACAACUGUGGGUCAGACUGCUGGAGAGUCUCCAAAUACCCCUGUCUGCAGGUCUACGUGAGCGUCAAUAACACGGGCCGGGUCAACCGUUUAUCUCACAAUGAGGAGACCCAGGACAUCAGCUCUGAAUGUUUCUACGUGCCCAGGUGCCAGAAGGACAGCGUGGCCAUGCACGUCAUGAUUAUGAACAUCUCCGAGCAUCUGAAGGUAAACCAGAAGGUCCCCUGUUACUACGACCCCAGCGAGCAGCAGGAGAUGGUUCUUCUGACACGGCUGUACGACCACAGUGUCGUCUUCCACUCGCUGCUCUGGCCCUCCUGCAUGCUAAUGGGAGGGGCCCUCAUCAUCGUGAUGGUGAAGCUCACGCAGUAUCUCUCCAGGCUGUGUGAAGAGAUAGGGAAGAUCAAGAGGUGAAACACGUGCAGCAAGCAUACGGUCGUUUGGUGAUGGACAUAUGACAUAAAAGGGAUAGUUUGAACCAAAUUACCUUACUGUGACUUUUUGCAAACUUUCUUUUUCUGCUGAGACAUUUGGAACAGGCGACUUUGUCUCCAGAUGGAGGAUGUGACUGUUUGUAAAAGUGAACUGAAUGUUCCAGGGCAGAAACUGGCUGUUAUACAGGGGGAAACUAUAAGACUGGAUUUUGCAUGGUGUUAAAUAAUUGGAAAAUGUUGAUGGAUUGUUUGUUUACAAGAGUUUGUUAGACUUGUAAUCUUAAAUAAAUAUGGUAUAAAAUGAGCAUGAGCUUGCUAUGUCACAUAUGAUACACAUAAAAAAACCAACCUGUAUUCAAAUCAACAGUAGAAAACACUGCUAUCUGUUCAAAUUUGUGCUCUGUUAAUGUUGGGGAACAACUUUGAGAACUUUGUCAAACGUUCCUAUAUUUUGAUGAUCACAAGUGAUUUUUCACAGUUUUCUGAAACAAUGUUUUUAUUUAAUAUCCACUAUCCCAACGACCAAAUAAUAUGUUUAGGGUUCUCAUAAUGAAAUGUCUUUCAUUAAUUAACGUAAGGUGUACAUAACCUGACUUGAUUUUUUUUGGUGGUCAUGACGGAAAAACUUUUCUGUUUAUGUAGCUAGCUCACCAAACUACAAUGAACAUAUAAUGGCCUAGUAUUUAAAACACUUUGCACAUUCUUUGAAAAAUUGAAUUUAUUGAGAUGUUACAACAGAAUGUAUGUAUAUACUUGCAGAUUUAUUGGAAAAACUUACCUAGGCUUACCAAACAAAGCUUAAGGUCAAACUAAUAAAUUCUGUUCUCAGGUUCCAGGGUCACAAAUUCAACUGCAGGUCAUGAAAAACAAAUCGCAUGGUGAUUUUGCAGUGGUACUCUACCAAGCAAUAUGGUUAUUUGUGAUCACACGUUGUUGCCCUACAGCAGAAAUAAAAGAUCAUCUACCCAGGGUAUUUGUGCUCUAGAAACCACACAAAGAGCAAGACUGCACAAUCUUACAGUUGUUUGCUAUUUUGAAGAUAGAAAAAGCUUCAAAAAGUUUUCAUCGGCAUCAAAACACACAAAGGACCUGCUGCUGAUUGACUGAUGGUGGCCAUGGUUUUGGAGAAUAUGCCUGUCCUAGAAUGUAUGACUGUCUGUACAAGGAUA
Molecule: messenger RNA, 2067 nt
Organism: Sander lucioperca (pikeperch)
Lineage: Eukaryota; Metazoa; Chordata; Actinopteri; Perciformes; Percidae
Product: calcium-activated potassium channel subunit beta-2-like
Exons: 5
Coding region: 168-878 (236 amino acids)
Biological process (GO): detection of calcium ion; potassium ion transport
Cellular component (GO): voltage-gated potassium channel complex; membrane
Molecular function (GO): calcium-activated potassium channel activity; potassium channel regulator activity
Source: RefSeq, a predicted model, not a curated record